UCAAACCGGAAGUUUGAGUUUCCAUCGAAAGUCAGACAGACUUGUCUGUUGACUAACUGCUUGAUUUUACAAACCAUGUACACCAAAACAGAAAUUGAUUUGGAAAUACUGUCUGAUAAGGUAUUUGGAUUGCUUAGUGCAGAAAUAAAGAUAAUCCCAGCUUUGACAGAGGAAGAAAUACAGAAAGUCGUUGAAGGAUCAGGAAUAACAUUACUGAAGCAAGUUGAAAGUGACAGUUACACAGUUCAUGGCAGCUGGAAAUCACUACAAAGAGCAAGAGAUAUUUUGGAAAAGUUUACAGUCAAACCUGAAACAUCAGCUGCAGAUAAGAAUGGAUCUAGUGAAAUUCCUGUGACUACAAAAUGUGAUGAAGGUGUUGAUUCUCGAGAAAGCGAUGAGGGGAAUGAAAGUCUUGAUGACAAGAGAGGAGAUUCAAGUGACAUGAAUGAUGAAUGUGAAGCAAGCCCUAGUAUGGAAGAACAGAUGGAAACAGAGAUGGAAGAAAAUCCUGACAAAGAGAAAGUUUUUAAAUGUAAAAAAUGCAAAGAAGAGCAUCAGAGCUUAUCUCAAUUGACAGAACACAACCAAAAAGCACACAACUUGUUUACCUGUGAUAUUUGUUUAAAGACCUAUGCAAAGAAACGCUAUGUGCAGCAGCACCGAAAGAGACACACUCAGGAGAAAAAGUUUCAGUGUAGCAUUUGUGGCUUCAAGUUUUUUGAACAGAGCAAAUUGAAAAGUCAUCUUGAGAUCCACAAACCUGUGACAGAGAGGGAGCUGCCAUACAAAUGUAGUAUAUGCAUGAAGCAGUUUCACAACCGCACUGGAUGGACCGAACACAUGAACACACACACUGGCCAAAAACCUCACAAAUGCUCCUUAUGUGGAGCUGAGUUUGCUCAUAGCAGUGCCCUGAAGAGGCAUGAAGCCUCCCAUGAACCUAACCAUCCUAUAAAAUGUGAUUUCUGUGAAAAGAAAUUUAGGUACCCAGACAAAUUGAAAGCUCACAUGAUUCUUCAUACAGGUGAAAAAAAGUAUGCUUGUCAGUGUGGGAAGAUAUACACCACAUCUAACUCCCUGAAGAGACAUCAACAGACAUGUAGCGAUGCUAAUCCAUUAACUCAACAAGUCAGCGUAUACAUGUAUCAAAAUCCAGUGCUGCAAGACAUUGUGUACAUGUGUGGUUUGUGUGAAAAACAGUUUGAUUCUUUAGAGAGUGCCGGGUCCCAUAUUUGUAGUUGUUGUCAAUAGCGUUAUGUCAGAAUGAUACAUUGUUUGUUAUUUAUUAAAUAUUUUAUUUACCAUU
Molecule: messenger RNA, 1306 nt
Organism: Magallana angulata
Lineage: Eukaryota; Metazoa; Mollusca; Bivalvia; Ostreida; Ostreidae
Product: zinc finger protein 184-like
Exons: 4
Coding region: 76-1251 (391 amino acids)
Biological process (GO): regulation of transcription by RNA polymerase II
Molecular function (GO): RNA polymerase II cis-regulatory region sequence-specific DNA binding; DNA-binding transcription factor activity
Source: RefSeq, a predicted model, not a curated record